Molecule: messenger RNA, 2328 nt
Organism: Bombina bombina (fire-bellied toad)
Lineage: Eukaryota; Metazoa; Chordata; Amphibia; Anura; Bombinatoridae
Product: NXPE family member 4-like
Exons: 7
Coding region: 1-2328 (775 amino acids)
Source: RefSeq, a predicted model, not a curated record
AUGGAACAGUAUAUUGCCCAGGCUGAUCUACCAACACUUGAUCCAGAUAAGAAAAGAGAAAUGGAAGCCCCUAUCACUAAUUUGGAAGUAAUGGCAGCAAUAGAUUCCCUACCUAUAGAUCUAAAAAUAUACUCCAAAAUACUGUCAUCUAGAUUAAACAAAGUCCUUCCUGAGAUCAUACAUGUAGACCAGGCUGGCUUUGUCCCCAAUAGAGAGGCACGGGAUAACACGGAUCAUUUAAAGAAAAUUUUCAGCAACUGUCCUGGGGAAAUUGAGGGAGAAAAGAACAUUGCAAAUUUUUCAACUCCAAUCAGUGACCUUCAAAAAAAGAUAAAUGAAGUCUUCGACAAAAUUCAACUAAUUGUUCCCAAUGCAACAUUUACCUACUUAAAUAGAACUACAAAUGGGGAAAAGAGCAAGAUUUUUAUUGCAAGCCCGAGACAAAAAUAUUGCAUAGGAGAAGAGUUUGUGGUUCAAAUUGACAUGUAUGAUCACCUCGGAAGAAGGAAAGGAUAUGGAGGGGACUUCAUUAGGGCACGUAUUUUUUCUGAUGAACGCAAAGCCAGUGUAUGUGGAAGAGUGGAAGACUUUAAUAAUGGGAGCUACCAUGUGCAUUUCCCUUUGUACUGGGAGGGCCAGGUCAAGGUGUCUGCCAAGUUGUUUCAUCCCAGUGAAGGUAUUUCAGCUCUCUGGAGAGCUAGACAUGCCAGUCUUGGAGUUCUUGGCUUUGAAGGCAAAUUUGUUAGUCGUAACCAAGAAGCCACCACUAAAUGUGGUUUUAAACUCAACACAGACAAGGAGGUUUGUGAAUAUGUAGAUCCAGAUGAUGAGAAUGCAUUCUACUGUAUCAAGCCUGAGAAGUUACCAUGUGACUCUCUACAUGACAUGAAAUCAUUUGACAUUCAUCUCUCAUACUUGAGCAAGGAGGAACAACAAAUGUUUCAGAGGUCCAAUAUUGCAGUUGAAAUACCAACACAUUUCAAGUUCAUAGAUGUUUUAGCUGAUGAUUCCGAAGGCAUUGAUGAUUCUGGAGCUAAUGUUACUGAAAAUAUUGUAGACAUGGCAAGGCAGCUGGAACUAGAGCUAGAAGAUGUUGCUGAACUGCUUGCGUCCCAUACUGAGCCCCUCAGCAAUGAAGAUCUUCUAGAACUUGAAGAGGAGAGAGAAGAAGAAGUGCAAAAUGGGGUUGAGAUUAUCGAACAGCCUGAAGGCUUAACUUCAAAAAUUCUCUUUGAAGCUUUCCAUCAUCUUGAUAGCGCCAUGACUCUUUUUGAAAAGCAUGAUAGGGAUUUUGAAAGAAGCUCCACAGUCAAUGGUAACAUUUUGGGGGCUUAUGUUUGUUACAAAGAAAUCUACGGAGAAAAGAAGAGAGCUACACUUCAAACCUCCAUAGAGACUUACUUUUCUAAAAGUCCAUCAGCACGCAGAUCAUCAUCAUCGACAGACAGUCAUUUUGAUCCCAGAUCAUCCACAUCAACUGACAGUCCAUUUCCAGCUCUGACAUUACCACCCAGUCCUGCUCCUUCUCGUAUUGCUACUAUUCACCAGCAAGAAAGCGUCUCGCCUUUGAAGAAUUCAAAACCAAAAUGUCAGACAGGAAUGAGCUCUCCAUUUCCCAGUGGAUAUUUUUUAAAUGAUCUCUGGAUCCCUGUUUAUUGUAAUAUGACUCCUUAUCGAAAUGGGGAGGAUUAUAUUAGAUGUCUUCAGGGGAAGAAGCUGUUCCUUAUAGGGGACUCCACAAUACGUCAGUUCAUCAUGCACUUUACUGAAGGCAAUAAAAUAGUAAAGUAUUUUGGAUACCGUGGAAAAGGAUUUAGCCAAUGGCAAAAUACCCUACUGGCGUUAAACAUGGAGAAAGAUAUUUAUGUGUCCUUCAAAAGACAUGGAUUCCCACUGGAAAGCUCCAUAUUCUACUACUUCCAAGAGGAUAUGUACACAAGCCGUCAAAUUGACAUGCAAGGUGGGGGGAAAGAUACCAUAAUCAUGAUUACCAUGGGACAGCACUUCAGACAGUUCCCUCUUCACCUGUUCAUCAAACGAGCCAUUAAUAUACGCAGAGCUAUAGAACGCCUGUUCCUCAGGAGCCCAGACACCAAAGUAAUCAUCAAAACAGAAAACAUCAGAGAAAUAACCAAUAUGGUGGAAAGACUUGGAGACUUCCAUGGCUACUGUCAAUAUCUUGUGCUUAGGGAAGUUUUCAAAGGACUAGAUGUUGGUUUUGUGGAUGCCUGGGAUAUGAGUGCUUCAUCAGGUAUUGAAAAUGUUCAUCCUCCUGGAAAAUUACUUGAAAAUAUUAUGAGUCUGAGUUUCACAUUUGCGUGUUUGUAA